This is a messenger RNA of Brassica oleracea var. oleracea, 433 nucleotides long. RefSeq lists its product as uncharacterized. The coding region runs from base 98 to 418 and encodes 106 amino acids. The record is from RefSeq and is a predicted model, not a curated record. The transcript has a single exon. NCBI's taxonomy places the organism in Eukaryota, Viridiplantae, Streptophyta, Magnoliopsida, Brassicales, Brassicaceae.
UAAGUAACGAUAAGUACGAAAUUAGGUACGUAAAGUCUUUACAGUUGAGUUUUCUGCUAGAUACGCGAGGAUCAAAAACAUAACUAUAUCCAAAAAGAUGAUCGGAAGAGAUGCUGCUUCGAUUCCCAACGUUGACUUACCAUCUACAACGGCGGGAUCACGAGUUUCAGGAUCGUUGCCAUGCCGACGGAAAAGUCUUGUUAACGCCGGACAGGGAGAUGUUUUCUACGGCGAAGAUGACGUGGCAGAUUUGAUGUUUAGAGAAGACGAAGUGGAACAAGACUCGGUGAUGAGAGCUUACAGAAGUGACGAAGCUAUGAGAUCUAUUCAAGAUACGAGAAGACGAGAAAGAAGAAGCUUCUUUUGCUUUGAAUGUUUCGACUUUCUCAUACUUGUUUUCUCUAGAAAUAGGAACUAAUUAACAUACAUCUUG